Molecule: messenger RNA, 1465 nt
Organism: Owenia fusiformis
Lineage: Eukaryota; Metazoa; Annelida; Polychaeta; Sabellida; Oweniidae
Source: the annotation of a GenBank genome assembly
AGAAGUGAACACUUGAUAACAGGUAUGACGGAAAAGAGUCAAAAUGGAACUUCAACACAAGAAAAUUUUAGAGAAUUUUGUGCCAUUGGAAACUUGGAAGGAGUACGUGAUUUGUUGAAUAAGGGAAUGGCUGUCAACUCACAGAAUGCGAUGAAUGGAUGGACAGGUUUGCACUGGGCAUCAAAGCGUGAGCACAAGUCUAUUGUGGAGCUGUUGCUACAACAUGGAGCUGAUCCUAGUGUUGCAAACUCUGCUGGUGAAACAGCAGGCCAAGUGACAGGCAGUGCUGAUAUACAAAGAGUAUUAGGUGCUACCCCAAGUGAGAACAAGAGAUCUGAGCUUCCUAUAGUACCCAACUAUAUCUCAAACCCAGUCUUCCCUCAUGUGCAAGACCCAAGAGCUGGCAACAUGGUAGAUCGAGUAAACAGUAUUGGUGAGACUAGGCAGAGUCGUACUGAACAUAUUACAAAUGGUCCUAUAGCCAAGAAGGAAUAUUCUAAUAACCCAUCAGAGAUUGUAUUGAAAGCAAGAGUUGCAAAUGCAGUGGAGACAGACUUUAUAGAAAUAGAAUUGGAGUGGGCCAAGCAAACAUAUGACACUCUAUUGAACCUCAUGUGCCAUGAACUAGGGGUAAAUAAAGCUCUAGUCUUUAAAAUUCGAAAGAUGCCAAACACAAUAGUUCGCAAAGAUAAAGAUGUGCAGCGGCUGACUGACUUCCAAGAAUUAGAACUUGUGUUGACAAAUAAAGCAACGAGUGAAAUGUCAAGGAAUUAUGUAACAUCUAAUGGGCCUUCCCUGAGAGAAGUAAACAUUGUUUACUAAACAGUAAACAUUACUGAUUCUCCAUGCAUAUGUUUUGCAUAUGGUGUACAUUGUACUUAAGAUAACAUGGCAGUAUUCAAGGUGGACCCAUGUAUGGUUCACUUUAAAAUGUUAGUCAGACUUGGAGGAGUCCAGUGGGCCAUUUCAAUCAAUUUAAGGACAAAUGUCUUUAGACACCCUUAAGGUCACUUGAUUGAUGCAAUUGAGUUUUAUCUAAUCAAGUAUACUUUUGUAAAAUUGAAAUGAUUAUUUCUUGAAUUUAUAUACAUGUAUAUACUUGUACUGAGUAUGACUUUCUGAAAAGCAUUAUAUUUUACUGUGGCUCUAAGCAACAUAAUAUAUGACGUUGCUUUCAAUACAUUCAUGUAAGUUUAUAUACACGCAAAGCUGAGGUUAUUGUUAUGCAAUAAUUUAAUCCUGAUUUGAAGGUGCCAGUUUUUGUCAAUAAAUAGUAUUUAUAUUAUUGCAGUUCAUUGACUGAUUUUUCAUACUGACUUAUCCAACUCAACUGUAUUGUGCACUGUGCAGAAGAAAUAGAAGUCACUAUCAGUUGACAGUAAAACCAGGGGGUUUCACUCCAAUAUACUUCUUAAUAUCUAUGUGCCGCCCAAAAGACCCUCUUUUUGAGCAUUUUUUCCAUGUC